Molecule: messenger RNA, 492 nt
Organism: Funneliformis mosseae
Lineage: Eukaryota; Fungi; Glomeromycota; Glomeromycetes; Glomerales; Glomeraceae
Source: the annotation of a GenBank genome assembly
AUGUAUCACAAGUUAUCAAUCUUCUUUUCUGAUGUAGUUGACAUUGAAAGAUAUUCAAAAGAUUAUAAAAAUACGAUAUUUGAUGAUAAUUAUGAUCGCAAAAAAGAUCAUAAUAAGGAUUACAUCAUUUAUGCCAUAUAUUCAUUGUUAAGAGAAAUUGAAAAAGGAAGCUUGAAAAGACAUAUUGGUAAAAUUGAUGGCAAAGAGCACGUUAGGAUAAAGAGAGGUGUGCAAAAAUUAAAACAGUGUAUGUUUGAUAAUUAUGAUAGUAUACCUGAACAACCCAGAGAAUACAUCUCAUUAGUUAUAAAUAUAAAGGCUGUAGUUCAAGAGAUGAUGAAGGCACAACCAUUAAAUAAAGGUGAAUUCCAAAUACCUUCAUGCUUAACAACACCUAAGAAGGCUAAAUUAUGCAUAGAAGAAAAAGCCCAGAAUUCAUAUCCAUCAUCGCCAUGUCCUGGAUCUUCUGAGUCUGAAUUACCAUUAAUAUAA